CAAGCAGAAACGCUUAGUUGAUUGAUUCUUUGGACAGCGGACGGUGAAGGUUACCUGCUUCAACAGUGCUUGAACGGCAACCUUUUAACUGUCUUUCAACAUCACAAGACGGCAAGAUUAACUUAGAUUUCCACCGAUAACGUCAAUAUAUUUUAAACUCAAUCAAGACAUUAGCUAAGUGAGUUGUCCUAAACCACGCGUAGCUCAGAAGCUAACCGUUUGUUUGGCUAACAACGCAAACACUACGACAGCUGCGACUUCUUCAAAAGACCACCUGCCACUGAGAUAAGAACCAUGAGUUCCCAGAUAAGACAAAACUUCCACCAAGACUGCGAGGCUGCAAUCAACAGGCAGAUCAACCUUGAGCUGUAUGCCUCUUACGUCUACUUGUCAAUGGCUUAUUACUUUGACCGGGAUGACCAGGCAUUGCACAACUUUGCCAAGUUCUUCCGUGGCCAGUCGCACGAGGAGCGUGAGCACGCAGAGAAGCUAAUGAAACUGCAGAACCAGAGGGGGGGGAGGAUCUUCCUACAAGAUAUCAGGAAGCCAGAUAGGGAUGAGUGGGGGAGUGGUAUCGAGGCUCUCGAAUGUGCCCUGCAACUUGAGAAGAGUGUGAACCAGUCACUGCUGGACUUGCACAAGCUCUGCUCUGAUCACAAUGACCCACAUAUGUGUGAUUUCAUUGAGACCCACUACCUUGACGAGCAGGUCAAGUCCAUCAAAGAGCUGGCAGACUGGGUGACCAACCUGCGCCGGAUGGGUGCUCCUCAGAACGGGAUGGCCGAAUACCUGUUCGACAAACACACUCUGGGCAAAGAAAGCAGCUAAAUCCGUCCAGAUCCUUCUUGCAAAAGCUUCCUUAUUUGUGUAUUUGUAUCCUGCUUUGUUUUGACAAUAUCAAGUCUUGUGUAUGAUACUGGCUAGUCAUCUAAGCUUUAUGGUAUUAAUGUUAUUUAGUAUUUACUUCACAUUACGCUUCUAUAGAUUCUUGUGAGUCGUUACAUCUAAAACUCUUUCCGCUUCUCAGUUUUGCUCAUGCCAUCACCAUAUAUUUGCUGUUUUAUGCCAGGAAUUGUUAAUCAGACCAAAUAAAUCAAACCCUCUGGAUUCUGA
Melanotaenia boesemani (Boeseman's rainbowfish) is the source of this 1113-nucleotide messenger RNA. Its product is annotated as ferritin, heavy subunit. Gene Ontology annotation, molecular function: ferric iron binding; ferrous iron binding. The record is from RefSeq and is a predicted model, not a curated record. The coding region runs from base 295 to 828 and encodes 177 amino acids. The transcript is spliced from 5 exons. NCBI's taxonomy places the organism in Eukaryota, Metazoa, Chordata, Actinopteri, Atheriniformes, Melanotaeniidae. Gene Ontology annotation, biological process: iron ion transport; intracellular iron ion homeostasis. Gene Ontology annotation, cellular component: cytoplasm.